AUGAGCGACGCACAGUUCCAGAAAGCCGUGGAAGUUAUUCGCACCAUGCCGAAGAAUAGUUCCAUCAAAGUGACGCAGACCCAGCAGCUAAAGUUCUACAGUCUGUUCAAGCAGGCUAAUGAUGGCGACUGCAACACGCAGCGCCCGGGUAUGCUCGACUUUGCUGGCCGCGCUAAGUGGGACGCUUGGAACAGCUUGAAGGGCAAGUCGAAAGAGGAUGCCAAGAAGGAGUACGUCGAGGCUUUCCUUGAGGUCUUUGAGCCUGCUAAGGAUGACGCCGAGGUCUCCAAGUAUCUGGAGGCUGUCAAGAAUGCCUAG
Messenger RNA from Malassezia restricta, 318 nucleotides. Its product is annotated as diazepam-binding inhibitor (GABA receptor modulator, acyl-CoA-binding protein). Gene Ontology annotation, molecular function: fatty-acyl-CoA binding. The transcript is spliced from 4 exons. The record is from RefSeq and is a predicted model, not a curated record. Lineage: Eukaryota; Fungi; Basidiomycota; Malasseziomycetes; Malasseziales; Malasseziaceae. The coding region runs from base 1 to 318 and encodes 105 amino acids. Gene Ontology annotation, biological process: fatty acid metabolic process.